Molecule: messenger RNA, 4446 nt
Organism: Oryza brachyantha (malo sina)
Lineage: Eukaryota; Viridiplantae; Streptophyta; Magnoliopsida; Poales; Poaceae
Exons: 19
Coding region: 1-4446 (1481 amino acids)
Biological process (GO): regulation of transcription by RNA polymerase II
Source: RefSeq, a predicted model, not a curated record
AUGAGCGGCGGCCGCGUCGGGGGAAUGGCCCGCGCCGAGGGCUUGCCGGAGGGGGCCGCCCCGGGCGUCGGGGUCGACCUGUACGCGCAGGCCAGGAAGGCGCUGUCGCUGCGGACGCCGUUCGAGGGCGAGGGGACGGCGCCUAGGGUCCCCACGCUGCCCGCGCGGCUCGUGAGCUGGGCGGGGCAGAGCGACGCGCGGAAGAAGCACAAGAAGAUUCAGCCUCAGGACGUGGCUGAUGCGGAGCACCCGCCGCCGCCAGCUACAGAGACCUCGGCGAAGACUGGCGUGUGGGAGCAGUUUGAGGCGUAUUUUCGGCCAGUGAAUUUGGAUGAUAUUAAUAUGUUAACGCCAAACUUUCCGUUCAGCUACGGCGGGCUCGAUUCAUGCAUUCUCGUACCAUUUUUGGGCACUCCCAAGGAAUUGCUAGACACAGCUGAGACAUUUGAUGUGGCUGUGGCUGAAACCAGCUCGUACUUGGGUUUGGGCGGUGAAGAAAGAGUCAGUAACAAAGAGCAUAGCGAGCGAAGCGAGCAAAGUGUUGAGCAAGGCAUACACGAGGUGAUUGUGCGACAGUUCAUUAGUAACAAGGAGCACAGUGAGCAGAGUGUAGAGCAGGGCAUACAUGAGGUGAUUGUGCAGCAGGAGAAUUGGCCGUUGGAAGUGGAGCAAGCUACUAACAAUGCUGGUAUCAUGUCAUCAAAAUGUGAAGAGGAGGGAGAACCGUCACUGAAUUGGUUGCUAGGAGCAAAGGAACGGUUUGUGCUCACUUCAGAGCGACCCAACAAGAAGAGGAAGCUCUUAGGUGUAGAUGCUGGGUUAGAGCAGCUUGUGCUGCUUCCGCGCUCAGGAGCUGAGGCUAGCUCUAUAUGUGAUGUUUGUUGUUUGGGUGAGAGUGGUACAGCAUCUAAUAGCAUGCUCAACUGCAACAGUUGCAAGGUGUCUGUGCACCAGAAGUGUUACGGUUUGCAUCUUGUGCCUGAUGGUGAGUGGUUGUGCACUUGGUGUAAGGAUUUGGAGUCAACAGCACGGUUGAAGAAAGAUGCGGAUAGCACCUCGUCAAUACCUUGUGUUCUAUGCCCAAAGGAGAAAGGCGCUUUAAAACCUUUCAAAGGGGAGGCCGCUCAAACAGCGCAUGUAGGGAACCUAAAACAUGUGCACUUGUUUUGUAGUCUUUGGACCCCUGGAGCCCUUGUGGAAGACAUGGAAUCAAUGGAACCUGUUACUUAUGUUGGAAGCAUCCAGGAGAAUCAGAGGAAAUUGGUGUGCAGCAUUUGCAAGGUUAAGCAUGGUGUAUGUGUUCGAUGUAGUCAUGGAACAUGCAGGACAGCUUUUCAUCCAAUAUGUGCCCGAGAGUCCAAGCAUCAAAUGGAGAUAUGGGGAAAAUUCGGGCAUCCUAGUGUUGAGCUGAGAGCAUUUUGCUCAAAGCAUUCUGCUAUUGGGUAUAUAAAUUCUGUAGAGAGAAGUAACUGUGCAUCUCAACAGAGUCCUACAGAAGUGAGGCCAAAGGAUGCAAACCUUAUCACUGGAAAGAUACCAAAACUAAGAUUCACACGCAAGAACAAGGAUAGAUUCAUGAACUAUGAAGCCACUAGCUUUAACUCUAGUACCCUUGUCAAAGUAGAGACCAUAGAGCAAGCCUCUUUACCCCACAUUAUUAAAGGUUCAGACUCCUUAGCAAUUGAAGGGAUGGAAAUGGAUGCUGACAAUCUAAUGAGAAACUCUGCAGAUAUUGCUGUUGUUCUUAGAAAGCUAAUUGAUCAAGGAAAGGCUCGCGUUGGUGAUAUAGCAUCUGAAGUGGGUAUUUCUUCAGAAUCUUUGGAAGCUGCUCUUUUGGGUGAAACUACCACCUUUUCCCAUGGUUUGAAGCUGAAAAUUGUCAAGUGGCUCCAAAAUUCUCAAGCAAAGACUCUUAAAGGGGACUCAACAGUGGUGCAUAAUAGCAAACCAGGCAGAUUUGAGGAUACAGGUGGUGUCAAUGUGAAGAGUUCAUUGGUUCCAUAUGAUGAGAAAGGAACAACAGUUGACUUGUCAGAUUCUGCUGUGAUGAAGUCUUCAUCAAGAUCUAAAGAUAAUAACAAGAUGGUGAGGGAUAACAAAUCAAUCUGUGCAACUGGAGUAACUUGUUUGCAGAAUGGAUUUAAGAAGCUGGCCGAAGCAGGCACUGAUGAUGAGUGUUCCCCUGCUGAAAAUUGUGCUAAAGAACAUACCCAAACUUUUUGUCCUGUUGGAGGCAAAGAUACUCCAAAGAAAGAACAUGAAGAAUCGAUAUUGAACAAGAUCUUUGACGGCACACAAUUUGGAACUUCCAUGCUGAUAGCAAAUGAUAACAAAGGUACAUCUUCUGGAAACAAAAGAGAUAACUUGACUGAGGGUGAACCCAGUCCAGAGCAGGAGGGUUUCAAUUCAUUGAAUCAAUGUUUAUCUCCGCGCAAUAAUGCAAAGCGUGGAUUGAACUCAGUUGAAAAUGGUGUUGGGAAUAACCAUGAUUGCAAUACAGAUAAUGUGCCUGGACAACCCUUUUCCAACCUUGAUGAUUCACAUUAUUAUAUCCAUCCACUCAUCAAGGAAAAGAUGGCUCAGCUCUGGGACAAUAAGUUGAAGCAGAAUAAGCUGACACAAUGUCAUUCUGAAGAUCCAGUAUGUUCUCCUGAUGAUAAAAAGACUCCGGAUUCCUCUAUAGAACGUACAGAAACAACAGCUGGGAUGGAUCAAGUUUCAAAAGCAAAAUCCUUAGGUAUCCUUGACCACUCACCGGAUGACGAAGUAGAAGGAGAAAUGGUGUACUUGCAAGCCAGGCUACUUGACACUGCUGCCGUUCUGAAGCAUAGAUAUGAAGAUUUAAUAGCAAAGGUUGUCCAGAAUCUCUCUCGUGAGUUAGAUGCUUUUAGUAAGAGAAAAUGGGAUUUCAUCUUCGUCAAUCAGUUUCUCCGUGAUGUUAGAGAAGCUAAGAAACGUGGGAGAAAAGAGAAGAGACAUAAAGAAGCUCAGGCCAUUCUGGCUGCAGCUGCAGCUGCUGUUGCGGCCUCCUCACGUAACUCGACUGUGAGAAAAGAUGCAAAUGAUGAUGUAGUACCUGCUAAUCAAAAGAGUUCUCCAAAGUCUGGCGCUGGACCUCCAAGAGUUGGCCAGCGGACUUCUUCAAUACUACGACUCAAGGAUUCAUCAAAACCAUCCUACAACAAAGUUUCACAAGAUAAUAACUGCAGCGCUUUUCAUAUGCCGAUUUGUUCCAAAGAAAAUGCACUAUACUGUGAUGUAUGCAUGCGAAGUGAGACUGUGUUGAACCGAAUAUUUGUCUGCUCCAGAUGCAAGGCUGCUGUCCAUAUAGAUUGCUAUAGAAAUCUCGAUAAUUCUACUGGCCCCUGGAAGUGUGAGCUUUGCAAAGAUAUUUCACCAGAAGCUGCUUGUGUUGGUGAUCAAACAGAUUGUAAUGGCACGGACCUAUCCUUGGUGCAUUGUGAUCUGUGCCAUGGCAUAUCAGGUGCUUUUAGAAAGACUGCAGAUGGAAAGUGGAUUCAUGCUUUCUGUGCUGAGUGGUUGUUGGAGACCAAAUACGUGAGGGGACAAGAUAAUCCUGUCAGUGGAAUGGAAAGUCUUGUAAAGGACAAAGAUACUUGCUGUGUCUGCCUCCUCACUGCUGGCUCAUGUCUAAAGUGCAAUAAUGGAGACUGCCAAACCACUUUUCAUCCUUCUUGUGCUAGACAUGCUGGUUUCUACAUGAACACAAAAGGAUUUGGUGGCAUGUUGCAGCACAAGGCGUAUUGUAGCAAACACAGCAUAGAACAAAGGGAGGCUGAUAUGCAACAGUAUGGACCUGAGGAGUUUAACAGCAUGAAAAGGAUGAGGGUUGAGUUGGAAAAAUUGCGACUCUUGUGUGAGAGGAUAAUUAAGAGAGAAAAGGUGAAGCGUGAGAGGAUCCUAUGUGAUCAUGACAUACUUGCCAAAACAAAGGACACACUUGUUUUCUCCUACCUUGCACAUGGAGCAAGUUCAGAAUCUGCCACUACUUCUGUUAAUAACAAAUCAUACAGUAGCACCAUGCAGAGGUCUGAUGAUGUCACAGUGGACAGUACUAUUUCUGGGAAAAAGGCAAUCAGGUUUUCUCUGUCUAACAGAGAUGCUGAGAUAAACACAGCUGAUAGCUCAAGGACACUGAUAUCGUUCAAAAGGAAGUUGAGUGAAAGGGGAUCACUUGCUGGUAAGCAGCUCCCACAAAGACCAGUUACCUCCUUACAGAAAUUGGAAGGUGGAGAAAAGAAGACAAAAGAUAAGAAGCAUAGGGAAACAUUUCAGAAGGAACUUGUUAUGACAUCUGAUCAAGCUUCUACCCAGAACCAACGUCUUCCAAAGGGAUAUGCAUAUGUUCCUCGUGACUCUCUUUCUAAAGAGAAGCUGCGGAAUCGAAACACACAGGCCCAUGAACCACAAGAGCCUGGUGGAUAG